Molecule: messenger RNA, 2172 nt
Organism: Cercospora beticola
Lineage: Eukaryota; Fungi; Ascomycota; Dothideomycetes; Mycosphaerellales; Mycosphaerellaceae
Gene: RRP9
Product: ribosomal RNA-processing protein RRP9
Cellular component (GO): small-subunit processome
Molecular function (GO): protein binding; U3 snoRNA binding
Source: RefSeq, a predicted model, not a curated record
UUCCAGCAACUUUCGUCUCAAAAAUUGUAGAACUGCUCGCUCACUGGCCGCUCGUCUGUCCACACCCACCAUGUCGUCCUUCUUCACCCUGCCCGCUUCGCAAAAGAAGCGAAAAAGAGCUCAAGACUCCGCUCCCGCAAAAUCCUCGAAAGCGCCCUCUUCCAAACCACGAAAAAUCCGCGACGAAUCCAUCUCCGGCUCCGAUGAUGAAGACGACGACGAACACCAGUCUUCUCGCAAUCGCGCGCUAGACGUGCACAGCGCCGAUGAAGAAUCUAGCGAUGACGAAAAUGAGGAUGUCGCUUCUAAGCGGAUCCGCCUGGCGGAGCAAUACCUUGCCAACACGCAGAAGGAAAUUCUCGAUGAGGCGGGUUUUGAUGCUGCGGACAUUGAUAAGGAGAAUCUGGCGAGACGGAUGGGAGAGAGGUUGAAAGAGGACACAGCGGAGUCAAAAGGGAGGAUAUAUCGCUGGAUUAGUGGCGAUUUUGAGUGGUCGCGUGCCGAGAGGACGCAGUGGAGGUUUCACCAGAAGAGUGUGACAAGCGUGGCGGUUUGUGAAAAGGAUGGCGUGGCGUAUACGGUUGGCAAAGAUUGUGUAUUGGCGAAGUGGAAGCUGCCGGAGGUGGUUGAGGAGGAAGAGGAGGGAGAGAAGAAGAGGAGUAGGAAGCCAAAAUUACUUGCUGUGAACAAGAGGUUUGGCGAGAAGACCAAGGGGAUGGAGCAGCAUAACAAAGCCAUUCGUUGUGUGGCAGCGAGUCAGGAUGGCAAGUUCGUGGCGACGGGUGGGCUGGACAAGAAGUUGAUUGUGUGGGAUGCGGCGACGCUCAAGCCGCUGAAGACAUUCUAUUACCAGAAUUGCCAUCGCGACUCAAUUGACAGCUUGUCGUUUCGGCGGGGCACAAAUCAGCUCUUCAGCGCGAGUCGCGAUCGGACGGUUAAGAUCUGGAGUCUGGACGAAUUGACGUACGUCGAGACGUUGUUUGGGCAUCAAGAAGAGGUGGCAGAUGUGUCAGCACUGGCACAGGAGAAGUGUGUUACCGUGGGAGCAAGAGACAGGACAGCGCGAUUAUGGAAAGUGGUCGAGGAAAGUCAAUUGGUGUUCAGAGGAGGCGGAGCGCCCAAGCAGUCGCAACAAAAAGCAAAGGACAACGACAGCGGGAUUGAUGUUGGCGAGGACUACGAAAUGCCACACGAAGGCUCAAUGGACCGCGUGGCGUGUCUGGAUAAUGAUACAUUUGUGACAGGCUCGGACAAUGGCUCACUAGCACUAUGGAAUGUCCACAAGAAGAAGCCUGUUCACGUGUACCCGCUUGCACACGGAAUGGACCCGCCCCUGCCCCUGUCAGAAGUGAGCGCAGAAGAGGUGCCAUCAGAAGAAGCAACGACGAAACCCCAACCACGAUGGAUCACGGCAUUACGAGCGAUACCCUUCUCCGAUGUAUUUGUAUCUGGAUCCUGGGAUGGUUAUGUACGAGUAUGGCGGCUCAGUCAAGAUAAGAGACGGAUCGAACCUUUGGGAAGAGUGGCCUGCGUGGAGAGUUCUGUCGAAAACUUGCUUGACGAAUUCGGAUUAAGCUCAGCUGCGCUUUCGAAAAGUGCUCUACAAGCUGUGACCGAUGGAACGGAAAAGAAUGGCGUGGUUUCUGGCAUCGUCAAUGACUUGGCGAUUGCGGACCGCGGCGAGAGAGCCAAGAAUGGUGUUCUGGUCAUCGCGGCUGUGGGUAAGGAGCAUAGACUGGGCAGCUGGAAGGUCCAAGAGGAUGGCAAGAACUACUGUGUGCUCUUUGAAGUGCCCAGGAAAGUGCUGAACAGCGAAGAGUCUGCGGAUAGUGCAGAGGCCGGUGGCGAGGAGGAUGGAGGCGACUUUGGUGGAUUUGACUGAAAGAGAGCAUCAAACGUCAAGACUCAAUGCAUUCACGCCUACCAGGACUUCUUCGGGCCAAAACCAACGAGGCUAUUGGCUGCGCAAGGCGGGCUCUGCAUCAUCGCGGCAACACGCUUAUUGCUCGACCUGGGCUUCACACAUUGCUCACUCUACGCGAACUCAUGAUCUCCAGAACAUCUUCGCGGGUCGGGCGUAGUCGAGAACUUAUACUCGUGUAGAUAAUAUUAUACAGCCCACCAACCAAAAGGCCGUUUCAUGUGCCGCUCUUAUCAGCACGCUCACCAGAU